UGUCAUAUCACUCGCAGCAAACUUCACGCUGCGCGCCAUCUUGUUCCUAUCCAUUGUUCGUCUGUCACCCGACAGUAAUGAACUAUCGGUAGCUCGUGCCCAAUCCGCCCUGAACAGUGCACAUAAUCAUCGAUUGACCGAGAUCCUUCGCCGCGAGGUCGUCUGAACUCCACACAGGACACAGACACGGCUCCAACAUGCGUCCUCUGCUCGCCUGCCUGCCUCUGGCAUUGCUAUUUAUAGUUCCUACAAAUGCAGACAAGAUGGCGCCAACCGAAGCGGAGAUCGUGGUCGUGGUGCCAGAGGGGGCUCCGCUCGAGCUCGCCUGCGUCCUACGGGUGGAGCAGCGGGCGGAGUGGAAACGGGAGGGGAGCCCUAAGCUCCCAGACGAGCUGAAGGUCGCCGGAGAGAGCACCGGAGCUGGAGGACUGACUGCGAGGCUCCGGGCUCAGUACGCGCGUCCGGACCUCGCCGGGGUGUACUCCUGUGCGCGCGGGCCGCAAGCGCAGCGCCUGCGGGUCGUCGUCGAGCCCCGGGCCGCCACGAUAGCCGCCGCGACCGAACCGGCGACAACCAUAGCAACGCCGUCCGUCCCGCUGCUCAAGCAGAGCGACGUGCUGCCCGUGAAGGCCGAGAGCGGCGGCCCGCCGCCCGGCACCGUGCAGUACUACGACAUCGGCCGGAACACGUCCAUGACGUGCUCCAUACCCGUCGUCAACGGACAGCAGAUCGUCUGGGAUAGAGUAGCAACGCCGACCGUCCCGCUGCUCAAGCAGAGCGACGUGCUGCCCGUGAAGGCCGAGAGCGGCGGCCCGCCGCCCGGCACCGUGCAGUACUACGACAUCGGCCGGAACACGUCCAUGACGUGCUCCAUACCCGUCGUCAACGGACAGCAGAUCGAUAGAGUAGCAAUGCCGACCGUCCCGCUACUGAAGCAGAGCGACGUGCAGUACUACGACAUCGGCCGGAACACGUCCAUGACGUGCUCCAUACCCGUCGUCAACGGACAGCAGAUCGAUAGAGUAGCAAUGCCGACCGUCCCGCUACUGAAGCAGAGCGACGUGCAGUACUACGACAUCGGCCGGAACACGUCCAUGACGUGCUCCAUACCCGUCGUCAACGGACAGCAGAUCGAUAGAGUAGCAAUGCCGACCGUCCCGCUACUGAAGCAGAGCGACGUGCAGUACUACGACAUCGGCCGGAACACGUCCAUGACGUGCUCCAUACCCGUCGUCAACGGACAGCAGAUCGAUAGAGUAGCAAUGCCGACCGUCCCGCUACUGAAGCAGAGCGACGUGCAGUACUACGACAUCGGCCGGAACACGUCCAUGACGUGCUCCAUACCCGUCGUCAACGGACAGCAGAUCGAUAGAGUAGCAAUGCCGACCGUCCCGCUACUGAAGCAGAGCGACGUGCAGUACUACGACAUCGGCCGGAACACGUCCAUGACGUGCUCCAUACCCGUCGUCAACGGACAGCAGAUCGAUAGAGUAGCAACGCCGACCGUCCCGCUACUGAAGCAGAGCGACGUGCUGCCCGUGAAGGCCGAGAGCGGCGGCCCGCCGCCCGGCACCGUGCAGUACUACGACAUCGGCCGGAACACGUCCAUGACGUGCUCCAUACCCGUCGUCAACGGACAGCAGAUCGUCUGGGAGAAAAACAACACGGAGCUGGCAAAAGUGAAAGAGAUAACAAACCGUUACAAGCUGGAGAGCGACAACGCCAGGCUCGUGAUCGCGCGCUCCAGCGAGGACGACUACGGCAACUACUCGUGCAAGUCCGGCGGCGAGCAGCUCUACUGGCAACUCAGGGCCCGCCCGUACACUAAGCUACCGAGCACCGACUCCAGCGUGGUCGAGGGACAGAAGUUGAAGCUGGUGUGCAAGAUGAUUGGGAAGCCGACGCUGCCUGUCAAAUGGUUCUACAAUAAGGACCAUACGUCGUAUGAUGAGGAGAUUGUUAAGGAUUUGCAGUUGGGUGUUGAGUUGGAGGAAGGCGGCCGUAUCAAGUUCGAGGUCAGCGACGCGGGCAUCGAGAACGGUCAGCUGGUGAUCGAGUCGGCCGAGCGUACGGACGCCGGCGCGUACGCCUGCAUCCCGGACUUUAGCGAGACUGGCAACCAGACCCAGUCUCCCCAUCUACCCGCCGUCACCGUGCUGAGGGUCAAGGUCGGUAUACACACACACGACACACACACAAACACACACAGGCAGCUGGUGAUCGAAUCGGCCCAGCGUUCUGACGCCGGCGCGUACGCCUGCAUCCCGGACUUUAGCGAGACCGGCAACCAGACCCAGUCUCCCCAUCUACCCGCCGUCACCGUGCUGAGGGUCAAGGACAUGUACGCCGCCCUGUGGCCGUUCCUGGGCAUCUGCGCCGAGGUGCUGAUCCUGUGCGCCAUCAUCCUCGUGUACGAGAAGCGCCGCACCAAGCCCGAGCUCGACGACUCCGACACCGACAACCACGACCAGAAGAAGUCGUAAGCGGUGCCGCGGGGUGUUGUUGAGUUUUAGAGAUACGAGGUUUUUUUUUAUUUUUUGCAAUCUAACCCAAAGUUGUUAUUUAAUUAGAAUAAAGUGCAAUUACAUCUGACCAACAUGGCGCCUUACGUCU
Cydia splendana is the source of this 2613-nucleotide messenger RNA. RefSeq lists its product as uncharacterized. Bases 198 to 2483 code for a protein of 761 amino acids. The record is from RefSeq and is a predicted model, not a curated record. Lineage: Eukaryota; Metazoa; Arthropoda; Insecta; Lepidoptera; Tortricidae. Gene Ontology annotation, biological process: homophilic cell-cell adhesion. Gene Ontology annotation, cellular component: plasma membrane. The transcript has 15 exons.